ACAAACUAGGUUUUAAGUAUUGUAACAAUGGCGCUUGAAGCUUUGAAUUCACCGAGGUUGGUCGAGGAUUCAUCUACAAGAUUCCAUGGCGUUGAGCAGUGGACCAAAGGUAAGAAACGAUCCAAACGUUCGAGAUCUAAUCAUCAUCAUAACCACCGUUUUACUGAGGAAGAGUAUCUAGCUUUCUGUCUCAUGCUUCUUGCUCGGGACGGCAGCGAUCUUGAUUCUGUGAUGGCGAAGGAGAAGCUGGGUUAUAAGUGUGGCGUUUGUUACAAAGCAUUUGCGUCUUACCAAGCUCUCGGUGGUCAUAAGGCAAGCCACCGGGGUUUAUACGGCGGUGGAGGUAAUGAUAAGUUGACUAUGUCCGCUGCUGUGAAAUCUCACGAUUGUUCGGUUUGCGGGAAAUCUUUCGCCACCGGUCAAGCUCUUGGCGGCCAUAAGCGAUGCCACUACGACGGUGGCGUUUCGAAUUCGGAAGGUGUGGGGUCUACUAGCCACGUCAGCAGCAGUAGCCACCGCGGAUUUGACCUUAAUAUUAGGCCGGUGCAGGAAUUCUCGCCGGAGGAGGAAGUUAUGAGUCCGAUGGCUAUGAAGAAGCCUCGCCUGAAGUAAGUCUUUGUUGAAGACUUGAGUUUACCAAUGUAAAUAUCAAAUUUCAAGGAACAAUUCUGUUGAUCCUUUAAAAAAGUUUUGAAAAUUUUGUAUUUUAGGCUAUCAGAGGGUUUAUAUUAAUGAUGUUUAAAAAAUCUAGUCUAAAGAUGUUCAUUGUCUACCUGAAACUUUUUGGAUGAUGGCUAUAUACGAUUCAGUUCCUUUGUUUCUGAAGUAAACAUUAGUAUCUGUA
Molecule: messenger RNA, 844 nt
Organism: Arabidopsis arenosa
Lineage: Eukaryota; Viridiplantae; Streptophyta; Magnoliopsida; Brassicales; Brassicaceae
Source: the annotation of a GenBank genome assembly